Messenger RNA from Mucor velutinosus, 1071 nucleotides. RefSeq lists its product as uncharacterized. The coding region runs from base 1 to 1071 and encodes 356 amino acids. The record is from RefSeq and is a predicted model, not a curated record. NCBI's taxonomy places the organism in Eukaryota, Fungi, Mucoromycota, Mucoromycetes, Mucorales, Mucoraceae. The transcript has 5 exons.
AUGCCUAUCAUUUCGAAGGAACAAGCAGUGUGUAUAUUUUACUGCCAAGAGUAUAACGAGUCUAAUGUUGCUGAACUGACGAAAAGGAUCGAAGAAAUGAAAGAUGUUGAUAUAUGUUAUUUGGAAGACCCCACCGAACCUAUUUUGGCGUGUAUCAUAACUAUAAACAGCCGGCCCUUUCGCUAUCACUUGUAUACAACAGGAAUUCCACGCACAGAUGAUAAUCAACAAGAGGAAAAUAAAGUUCAAUUUGUCAGUCAUGCUCAGGUUAUUCAAUUUCUUAACAUAGCAUACUUGCCCAGUGAUCCAAUGAAUGAAGAAGUCUACGAAUGCAAAUCUUUGGCCAACAGCGACAUACUUUCAAUGGUUUGUAAAUAUACCGAUUUAUUUGACAAAAAGACCGUUAUUUCUUUUGGUAAAUGGUGUACAAAUAAAGUAGACUUCACAGCUGCACACUCGAAAAGAAGACAAUGUGACAGCGGGAAAGUCAGCGUACGCUCACUGUUUGUUGCAAAAGAACAAUAUAUUGAUGAUAUAGCAAAAAAAGUACUGGAUUACUUGCCUCACUAUCAGUUGUUAAUUCAAAAUCUCAAGAAGGAAAAAUACAACAUUGUAGGCUAUGCAAGAAAAUCUCGAACAAAUGAAAACGAUGAAUCUCGUACUCGGCUAUUGCAACAAAUGGCCAGUAGAUUAAAAGAAAGAUCGUUGGUCGACAAGAUUUUCGUUUCCCCUCGUGCCAAUGCCAAUGAAUUGAUGGUAGAAAGGGAUUUGAUAACAAACGAAGAUCUUUUUAAACAACUGACUGUCGAUGGCGACGCUCAAGAUUUGCUUAAUUACAUCAACCAAAAUAAGAACAUUUGCUUAAUUAUUCUCGGUUAUGCGGGUUUAUCAACCAAUUGUAAAGAUUUGGAAACCUUUUUACGCAACAGCAAGAAUAUUUGCAAAAUUAUAGUUGAUCACUUGCCAUUUGACAACACAAUCAACAUUUAUAAUUGUUGCGAAUUACUACAGGAUCCAAAAAAAUUGCAGAUUUUCAACUGUCGAACAAGGACAUACCAGAGAUCAAAGUGA